Molecule: messenger RNA, 3177 nt
Organism: Elgaria multicarinata webbii
Lineage: Eukaryota; Metazoa; Chordata; Lepidosauria; Squamata; Anguidae
Gene: PSMD1
Product: proteasome 26S subunit, non-ATPase 1
Exons: 25
Coding region: 72-2945 (957 amino acids)
Biological process (GO): regulation of protein catabolic process; proteasome-mediated ubiquitin-dependent protein catabolic process
Cellular component (GO): nucleus; proteasome complex; proteasome regulatory particle, base subcomplex
Molecular function (GO): enzyme regulator activity
Source: RefSeq, a predicted model, not a curated record
UCUGCUCGGUCGGCCCUUUCCCCCGUCUCCGCAGCACCCAGCCGGCGGGAGCCCGCGACGCCGGCGGCGCCAUGAUCACCUCAGCCGCUGGAAUUAUUUCACUUCUGGAUGAGGAAGAGCCAGAACUCAAGGAAUUCGCUCUUCACAAACUGAAUGCUGUUGUCAAUGACUUCUGGGCAGAAAUCUCUGAGUCAGUGGACAAAAUUGAAAUCUUGUACGAAGAUGUCGGCUUCCGGAGUCGUGAGUUUGCAGCUUUAGUGGCAUCGAAGGUGUUUUAUCACCUUGGAGCUUUUGAAGAGUCACUGAACUAUGCCCUGGGAGCAGGCAACCUCUUCAAUGUCAACGACAAUUCAGAAUAUGUGGAGACGAUCAUUGCGAAGUGCAUCGACCAUUACACCAAACAGUGUGUGGAAAAUGCUGAUCUGGCCGAGGGAGCAAAGAAGGCCGUCGAUCCACGUCUGGAAGGGAUUGUCAAUAAGAUGUUCCAGCGCUGUUUAGAUGACCACAAGUACAAACAAGCCAUUGGCAUUGCUUUGGAGACACGCAGGCUGGAUAUCUUUGAGAAAACCAUUUUGGAAUCGAACGACGUUCCUGGGAUGCUGGCGUACAGCUUAAAACUCUGCAUGUCCCUGAUGCAAAAUAAGCAGUUCCGCAACCAAGUGUUGAGAGUUCUGGUUAAAAUCUACAUGAACUUAGAAAAACCCGACUUCAUCAAUGUGUGCCAGUGCCUCAUCUUCUUGGACGACCCGCAGGCUGUCAGCGACAUCUUGGAGAAGCUGGUGAAGGAGGACAACCUUCUCAUGGCUUACCAGAUUUGUUUUGACUUGUACGAAAGCGCCAGCCAGCAGUUCCUCUCGUCUGUGAUCCAGAACCUCCGCACCGUUGGCACCCCUAUCGCUUCGGUGCCCGGGUCAACCAAUACAGGCACUGUUCCCGGGUCAGAGAAAGAAGGCGACACCAUGGAUACUAUGGAAGAAAAGGCCAGUAGUCCAGUUGCUGGACUGAAGUCUGCCCAAACCAACCCUGAAUCAAAAGACCAGAUCCCCAAAAUGAUAAAAAUUUUAAGUGGCGAAAUGGCUAUUGAAUUACACCUGCAGUUCUUAAUACGAAACAACAACACAGACCUCAUGAUUCUAAAAAACACAAAGGACGCAGUGCGGAACUCUGUCUGUCACACAGCAACCGUUAUAGCAAACUCCUUUAUGCAUUGUGGAACCACCAGCGACCAGUUCCUUAGAGAUAAUUUGGAGUGGCUUGCCAGGGCUACCAAUUGGGCAAAGUUUACUGCUACAGCCAGCCUCGGUGUCAUACAUAAGGGUCACGAGAAGGAAGCUCUUCAGUUAAUGGCAACGUACCUGCCAAAAGACACAUCCCCAGGGUCAGCCUAUCAGGAAGGUGGUGGACUUUAUGCCCUGGGACUCAUCCACGCCAAUCAUGGAGGAGACAUCAUAGACUACCUGCUGAACCAGCUGAAGAAUGCCAGCAAUGAUAUUGUCCGACAUGGCGGUAGCCUGGGACUUGGUUUGGCGGCUAUGGGAACUGCACGCCAGGAUGUCUAUGAUCUUUUGAAAACUAACUUGUACCAGGAUGAUGCGGUGACAGGUGAGGCAGCAGGUCUGGCUCUGGGACUGGUGAUGCUAGGAUCUAAAAAUGCUCAGGCAAUUGAGGAUAUGGUGGGCUAUGCCCAAGAAACCCAGCAUGAGAAGAUCUUGCGAGGCCUGGCAGUUGGCAUUGCCUUGGUGAUGUACGGGAGGAUGGAGGAGGCAGACGCCCUCAUUGAGAGUCUCUGCAGAGAUAAGGAUCCGAUCCUGCGUCGUUCAGGGAUGUAUACUGUUGCAAUGGCUUACUGUGGCUCAGGAAACAACAAGGCCAUCAGACGACUGUUACAUGUUGCUGUUAGUGAUGUCAACGAUGAUGUGAGACGUGCAGCCGUUGAAUCACUGGGUUUCAUUUUGUUCAGGACUCCUGAGCAAUGUCCCAGCGUAGUUUCCUUGCUGUCCGAAAGUUAUAACCCCCAUGUCCGCUAUGGGGCGGCCAUGGCCCUAGGCAUCUGCUGUGCUGGUACGGGGAACAAGGAAGCAAUUAAUUUGCUGGAGCCGAUGACAAAUGAUCCUGUGAACUACGUGCGUCAAGGCGCUCUGAUUGCAUCUGCCCUUAUCAUGAUCCAGCAGACAGAGAUUCUUUGUCCAAAGGUCAGCCAGUUCAGACAGCUCUAUUCCAAAGUCAUCAAUGAUAAACAUGACGACGUUAUGGCCAAGUUUGGAGCAAUUCUCGCUCAAGGCAUAUUGGAUGCAGGUGGCCACAACGUCACGAUUUCCCUGCAGUCCAGGACGGGACACACGCACAUGCCUUCAGUGGUCGGAGUUCUAGUCUUCACCCAGUUCUGGUUCUGGUUUCCUCUCUCACACUUCUUGUCGCUGGCUUUCACCCCGACCUGCGUCAUCGGCCUUAACAAAGACCUCAAGAUGCCAAAAGUGCAGUACAGAUCCAACGUCAAGCCCUCCACGUUUGCCUACCCAGCUCCGUUGGAGGUGCCGAAAGAGAAGGAGAAAGAAAAGGUGUCUACUGCCGUGCUGUCCAUCACUGCGAAAGCUAAAAAGAAGGAGAAAGAGAAGGAGAAGGAGAAAAAGGAGGAGGAGAAAAUGGAAGUGGAUGAAACCGAGAAGAAGGAUGAGAAAGAGAAGAAGAAAGAGCCCGAGCCGUCCUUCCAGAUCCUCGACAAUCCGGCCCGGGUGAUGCCUGCCCAGCUCAAGGUGCUGACCAUGCCAGAGAGCUGCCGCUACCAGCCGUUCAAGACCCUUUCCAUCGGUGGCAUCAUUGUCUUGAGAGACACCAGCGAGGACACCGAAGAGCUGGUGGAGCCAGUGGCAGCUCACGGGCCAAAGAUCGAGGAGGAGGAACAGGAGCCGGAGCCCCCGGAGCCUUUUGAGUACAUCGAUGAUUAGGAGAUGAGGGGCUUUGGCCCUUAAGGAAGCUUGGCGCUAUGCCUGAAGUUGGAAAGCCGCCUGGAGGAUGUUCUUGCUGCAGCCGGCAACGCAGCGCAUGCCCCAACACCUCUGUGCUGGCCGACAGCAGGCAGUCCACGUUUUAUGGUUGACAAAAGGAAAUCUACGCUCUCUUUAGUGUACUCUUUCACAAGGAACCGGUUUUCAAAAUAAAUACAUUAAAAACCCCAAA